Tripterygium wilfordii is the source of this 2059-nucleotide messenger RNA. Its product is annotated as probable protein phosphatase 2C 34. The transcript has 8 exons. Gene Ontology annotation, biological process: protein dephosphorylation. The record is from RefSeq and is a predicted model, not a curated record. Lineage: Eukaryota; Viridiplantae; Streptophyta; Magnoliopsida; Celastrales; Celastraceae. Gene Ontology annotation, molecular function: protein serine/threonine phosphatase activity. The coding region runs from base 865 to 1971 and encodes 368 amino acids.
GGUUCUUUUUACUUGCCACGCUAACUUUGGGCUUAACGUUCAGGCCCUUAUGGGCCGAUAUGUUAGCAUGUUUGUAUGGAGCCCAGAAGGAUGGUCCAUUUGUGUUUUUGGAAUAGCGAGGGAAAAUGAAACAUCCAUGGAGUAGCGAGGGAAAAAUUCAGAGUUUGGAUUGAAUUUGAAUGUCAGGUGCGCAGUUUCAAAUCGUUGAGAAUCUGUUAACUGGAGGGAUUGAGAAAUUUUCGAUUCAUAAUCGAUACAUAUGCUUCAAUCUAUGAAUUACCCUUGUUCUGUGUAUUGAAAUCAAUUUGCAGGUUAGGGUUUUUGGGUGCUUUUAUUCGAGUGAGUAUAUUGAUGUGUUGAUGGAAACCCAUGUGAUGAAAUCGGGGCCAAUGGGGCAUUGGUUACUUUUCCGGAGCUUCAGCCAUCUUCACCGUUCUUCAGCUUCGCUUCGAGUUACUGGGAAGAUCCAAGACUAUUCUGCAGAGACAGCUAUAGCCAUAGUUGCUGAAGAAGGUGCUGUCCUAAAGAUCAACACUGAGCACCUGAGGGACAUUAGCUUUCGAGUGGCUCUAUUUACCAGUCCAUUGUUGAACUCUUCAUUCAGCCUGAUGAUGAGGCUAUCCUGCAGGCAUGCGUGGGUAGGAAUGCUGACGGCAUUGACCUGAAUCUGUCUCAUCAAUCCCUGCAACGAUUGAGACAUUUUCAAGCUGGCUGGCCACAUGAAUAAUUCAACUAAUUAACCCAGCAUUGAAGCUUCACACAAUUGGAGUAUUUAAGCAGAAAAGAGAAGAUUUUGGACCUACUCAAGAAGGAAGGAAUAUAAACUUAUUCACAGACAUUGAAUUUUGCAUAGUGGAGGACGCAAUGGGGCAUUUCUCUUCCAUGUUCAAUGGGUUAGCGCAGUCAUUUUCAUUAAGAAAAGGGAGAAAUUCUGUGAAUGAGGAUGGUCAAGAAAUUGCAGCAGAAUUGGCGAAGGAAGCGAAGAAGAAUGGCCUGAUAUUGAGGUCUUCAGGUUGUGUACGUGUAGAUGGUUCCAGAAAUUUCGCAUCGGUUUUCUCAAAGAGAGGAGAGAAAGGAGUGAAUCAAGAUUGUUCCAUUGUAUGGGAGGAAUUUGGGUGUCAAGCAGGCAUGAUCUUUUGUGGGAUUUUUGAUGGGCAUGGUCCAUGGGGACAUUUUGUGGCAAAGAAGGUUCGAGAAUUGAUGCCUUCAUCAUUGCUUUAUAAUUGGCAGCAAACUCUUGCACAAACUUUACUUGACCUGGAUAUGGACUUGGAAUCAGAUAAAAAGCAUCAUAUAUUCAAUAUAUGGAAACAUUCCUAUAUGAAAGCUUGUGCAGCUGUUGAUCAGGAGCUUGAACGGCUCCGAAAAAUCGAUUCUUUCUAUAGUGGAACUACUGCCUUGACUAUUGUCAGACAGGGUGAACUCAUUUACAUAGCUAAUGUGGGCGACUCUCGUGCUGUAUUGGCAACCACAUUAGAUGAUGGAAGCUUAGUUCCAGUACAACUUACAGUUGAUUUUAAGCCCAAUUUACCAGAGGAGGCUGAACGGAUAACUCAAUGUAACGGACGAGUGUUCUGUCUAGCUGAUGAGCCAGGGGUGCAUAGGGUUUGGCUACCGGAUGUGGAAUCACCAGGACUGGCAAUGUCUAGAGCAUUGGGGGAUUACUGUGUAAAAGAUUUUGGUCUUAGUUCUGUGCCUGAAGUCACACAGAGACAUAUAACCAGCAAAGACCAAUUUGUUGUGCUUGCGACUGAUGGGGUAUGGGAUGUCGUCUCCAAUCAAGAAGCAGUGCAAAUUGUAUCUUCGACGCCAGACCAGGCGAAGUCAGCCAAGCGUCUGGUCGAGUUUGCUGUUCGGGCAUGGAAACGCAAGAGACGUGGGAUUGCAGUGGAUGAUAUAUCAGCUAUUUGUCUCUUUUUCCAUUCUUCAACUUUGUCUCAUCAAGUUCCCCUUGCUACAACACCAAAAUAGUUGAUGUGAAUGAGCUAACAAGGGCUCCUUGUGUUAGUUAAUCGUUGUCCAUUAGAUUAUGCUCAAGUUAUGGCUAUCCUUUCUUUCA